This is a messenger RNA of Ylistrum balloti, 546 nucleotides long. RefSeq lists its product as uncharacterized. Lineage: Eukaryota; Metazoa; Mollusca; Bivalvia; Pectinida; Pectinidae. The record is from RefSeq and is a predicted model, not a curated record. The coding region runs from base 1 to 546 and encodes 181 amino acids. The transcript has a single exon.
AUGGAUCGCCCUGACCAGGAAAACCAAGAACAUCUGUACUGCUCUAUAAAGUCUGUCUACUCCGAAAGCGGAACCGGAAGUGAUGACAAAUUCGCAAGAAUACACGAAUGUCCAAAAAGUCCGUCUUCUCUGUCUCCUCCGUCAGAAAACUCCAAAAACCACGAUGUAAACAUACAUGUCCUAAACAGGAGUAUCCGAGCAUUAAACAUUUCCCAUGGUAGACAUCUGGCACAGGAAUUUUACCAGAAUACGUCAUUUCCGGAUAUGGUUCCUAGACACUUGAAUUGUGUUUGUUGUAAUCGUGAGCGGAAGUGGGUAUGUUGGAGGAUGGAAAUCAACAAAAAGAUGGCAGAUAUUGUUCUGAACGGUACUCAUCACAGUGGGGGUUUAAGAACGUGGGAAAUGGUUGAACAUCGCCGAGGACUCCCCAAUCCCGCGAACACGGGAGACUUCGAUGCACAAGGUGACGGUAACUUUCUUCCUUCACAUCAUUUCUUGUUGUUCGGAAUCCCGCGUGCGCGACUUCACGACCGUUUACGUCACUAG